Molecule: messenger RNA, 3095 nt
Organism: Nelumbo nucifera (sacred lotus)
Lineage: Eukaryota; Viridiplantae; Streptophyta; Magnoliopsida; Proteales; Nelumbonaceae
Source: RefSeq, a predicted model, not a curated record
UUUUCGCCUUGGGUUGUGGGGUUUUGUUUCUUUGUUGUAUUCCUUUCUUGAGUCUACAUCUUUUCAUUUCUUUAUCGGAUUAGCAGAUUCCCCUCGUCAUUUCUUAUUUCUUAACCCACAUGCGUGUCAUUGGGUUUGUCUGGUCUGUAUUGGAUCACAGGGAUCUCUUGUUCUCUUUCUGUUAUCAAAGGAGAGAGAGGGAGGGAGGUGGGGUUUAGUUUCUGAACCUUUUUUUUGUCGGAGGCUUGGUUCUAGGGACACAGAGGAAGAAGGUGAGAUUUUCUGAAACUGGGUUUUUUGUUUUGGGACCCGGCCGGAUUCGUUUCCGUUGGUUCGGAUCGGCUCGGGUGCCUGCUGUAGUGGGGUUCUUGUUUCUUUCAGGGUUUCUUAUGGUUUUAUUGAAGUGGGUUCGAUUCGUUUCGGUGAAAGGUUGUGACAUGCGAGAGAUUUUUCAUUUCUGUUGAGUGUUGUAUAUUUGCUUUAUAUGUUGUUUGUUUCUGCUGAAUUUGGGGGUUUAUGUGAAUAAUUGGGUGCUCUGUUUGAUCCUGUUCGGCAUUUCUGGUUGUUCGCUUGUCUUUGGAGAUGAUGUUCUAUGAUCUCUGACUUUGUUCAUCAUAUUCAAUUCAUUUGGAAGCAGGGAUUUUCUUGUUGUCUAUCCUUCGGGUGAAUUUGGAUGUUACUGAAUUGGGCUUGAUUGUAUCGAAAUUCUGUAUCGAUCUUAAUCUCCUGAGUCAUGGCGGGAAUAGAUGUUUCUAAAUAUGAUCAUAGUCCUGUGCAUAAGGCUGUAGCUACGAGGGAUUACGCUGCUCUCAAGCGGAUACUUGCAAGUCUCCCGCGCCUCUGCAAUCCAGCUGAGAUUCGGACUGAGGCGGCUUCAUUUGCGGAGGAAGAGAAAGCGGAUGCUAUCUCUGCUGUGAUUGACCGCAGGGAUGUGCAUAACCGAGAGACCCCACUCCACCUUGCUGUUAAACUCGGUGAUGAGACUGCAACUGAGAUGCUUAUGGUUGCUGGAGCAGACUGGAGCUUGCAGAACGAACAGGGAUGGAGUGCCCUGCAGGAAGCCAUUUGCAACAGAGAAGAAGGCAUUGCCAUGACUAUUGUCAGGCACUACCAGCCGUUAGCAUGGGCAAAAUGGUGUCGUAGGCUUCCUCGUUUAAUAGGGACUAUGAGGAGGAUGAGGGAUUUCUACAUGGAGAUCACGUUUAACUUUGAGAGCUCUUUAAUCCCUUUCAUAGCAAGGAUCGCGCCUUCAGACACCUACAAGAUAUGGAAGAGGGGAGCAAGUUUGAGGGCAGAUAUGACUUUGGCUGGUUUUGAUGGAUUCAAGAUUCAGCGUUCAGAUCAGAGUAUUCUGUUCCUUGGAGAUGGCUCUGAGGAUGGGAAGGUCCCCCCCGGGACUCUCUGCAUGAUCUCACACAAGGAUAAGGAAGUGAUGAAUGCUCUUGAUGGAGCCGGUUCUCAGGCGAGUGAAGCAGAGGUUCAACAGGAAGUGGCUGCAAUGUCUCAGACUAAUAUCUUCAGGCCUGGAAUUGAUGUGACUCAGGCAAUACUAUUGCCACAGUUGACAUGGAGAAGGCAAGAGAAGGCAGAUAUGGUUGGUCCAUGGAGGUGUAAGGUGUAUGAUAUGCACAAUGUGGUGGUAAGUGUCAAGUCCAGGCGAGUUCCUGGGGCUAUGACGGAUGAUGAGUUUUUCAAUUCUUCCAAUGAAAAUGACACGGAGAGUGAAGGGUAUGAUGACAUCUUGACAGAGGAAGAGAGGAGGCAAUUAGAAGUUGCACUUAAGAUGGACUCUUCAGAGUUGACAACUGAAGAUAGUCUUCCUGAUGGCAUUAUUGCCCAUCGACAUAGUUGCUACGAGCAACGGGAGAUCCCUAUUGAAGAUGUGCAUAGUUGUGGCAAUGCUGAAGUAAAACAGGAGAAGAAAGGGUGGUUUGGUGGCUGGAGAAAGCAGGACACGAAACAUGAAGGUCAAAAGAAGAUAGCUCCACCAAGAAGUUCUGUCUGUAUGGAUGACAAGGUAAGUGAUCUCCUUGGGGAUUCUCCACCUAGGCAUCAGAGCAAGCAGGGAAGACACUCUGCAGAGGUUGGUGCAAGGGGGGAUGAACUCCAGAAAGGGCGAGAUACAAAAAAGUCUUCUUUGAGUUCUGAUAGUGGUCAUCGACGCAGGGAUGUAAACCGUGAGAGUGAGUACAAGAAAGGAUUGAGACCUACUCUGUGGCUUUCUCCCAACUUUCCACUCCAAACUGAAGAAUUGCUGCCCUUGCUUGAUAUUCUUGCUAACAAGGUCAAGGCAAUCCGUCGUUUAAGAGAAUUACUUACAACAAAGCUUCCUCCAGGAACUUUUCCAGUGAAGGUUUCUAUUCCGGUGAUUCCAACUAUCAGAGUUUUGGUCACUUUUACAAAAUUUGAAGAGUUACAACCCUUGGAUGAGUUCUCCACACCUCCUUCGAGCCCUCAUGCUGCAGGCCGAGAAAGCCCUGCAAUGAUGCAGUCCUCAAGUUCAUCAUGGCUUCAAUGGAUAAAAGCACCAUACCAUCGUCAAAACUCUUCUAUGAGUUCUGGCCCCAGCAGUCGGGUAGAAGAUAUUCAAGACCCAUUUGUCUUACCUGCGGAUUAUACUUGGACAACAGUUGAAGCAAAGAAGAAAAAGAUGCAGGAAAAGAAGAGCAAAUCGAAGAAGGGAAGAAGUCAAAAGCAGUGAAGUUUGUGAAGUUUGCUUUCAGCAGGGGGAGGGGGCUACCCAGAGGGAGACACCAAGUAAAAGGAAAACAUUGUUCCAUUAACUGAUGAACCCAUCAUACUGCAUAGAAAUACAAAUGGGACCUAGCUCGGGAUUGAAGGGAAUGGUCUUUCCGACAGGUGACUUGGGAAAAAGUCUUGGGGAAUCAUAAUUCAUCUUUCCGAAGUGCUUGUAAUCAACACAAAACAUUUGUUUGGCUCUUUAAAUGCAUUCUUCUAGAAGUUGUGUACACCAAUUGUAUCAGUUCAAUAUUUGUCACGGCCUCCUGUUUGAAGUGGGUUUAAUUAUUAUUAGCAAUGCAUGGCGGGCUGGGUUUUAUUUACUAUCAAAUUAUUCAGUAAGCCAUUUUUCAAUC